Messenger RNA from Bactrocera dorsalis (oriental fruit fly), 900 nucleotides. It is a transcript of the gene Sbds, whose product is annotated as ribosome maturation protein SBDS. Bases 109 to 867 code for a protein of 252 amino acids. NCBI's taxonomy places the organism in Eukaryota, Metazoa, Arthropoda, Insecta, Diptera, Tephritidae. Gene Ontology annotation, biological process: cytosolic ribosome assembly; ribosome biogenesis. The record is from RefSeq and is a predicted model, not a curated record. The transcript has 2 exons.
UUCUGACAUCCGUGUUCAUGAUAUUAGAAAGUUCUCAUUGAAACAAUGUGAAAUUGCAAACAGAACUUAUUAUUUGUAUUUAUAAAAUUCUUAAAUUAAACUUUUAAUAUGUCGAAAAUCUUUACUCCAACAAACCAGAUACGUCUUACAAAUGUAGCAGUUGUAAGACUAAAAAAAAGUGGCAAACGAUUUGAAAUUGCUUGUUACAAAAACAAAGUACUAUCCUGGCGGAAUAACACAGAAAAAGAUAUUGACGAGGUUCUUCAGACGCACACUGUUUUCACAAAUGUGUCCAAAGGGCAAGCUGCAAAAAAGGAAGAACUAAUCAAAGCAUUUGGAAAGUCUGAUGAAACCGAAGUAUGCAAGGAGAUUUUAGCAAAAGGAGAACUCCAAGUGUCUGAGAAAGAACGACAAUCUGUUUUAGAUGCCCAAUUAAAUAGCAUUAUAAACAGUGUGGCAGCGUUAUGUGUUAAUCCCGAAACUCGCCGACCCUAUCCAGCAACCAUUAUUGAAAAAGCGUUGAAGGAUGCCCAUUUCUCCAUUAAAAUGAACAAAAAUGCAAAGCAACAAACACUGGAUGCUAUAAAAUUACUACGUGAGCAUAUACCAUUAGAGCGCUCACGUAUGAAGCUCCGUGUGUCUUUUGCUGGUAAAGAAGGAGGCCAUCGGCUAAAAGAGUCUGUUACUAAAUUAGCUACUAAAGUUGAGCAUGAAGAAUGGGAUGAUGCCACUUUGCAUAUGACAUUACUUAUAGACCCUGGGAAUUACCGUGUUAUCGACGACCUCAUACGAAAUGAAACAAGAGGCAAAGGACUUGUUGAACUAAUCGAGCUAAAGGAAGUAGUGGAAAACGAAGAAAUUUUUUAAUUUAAAUAAUAUAUUCGUUAAAAAUUUUUAAUA